Messenger RNA from Priceomyces carsonii, 963 nucleotides. RefSeq lists its product as uncharacterized. NCBI's taxonomy places the organism in Eukaryota, Fungi, Ascomycota, Pichiomycetes, Serinales, Debaryomycetaceae. The record is from RefSeq and is a predicted model, not a curated record. The transcript has a single exon. The coding region runs from base 1 to 963 and encodes 320 amino acids.
AUGGAGCAAAAUGUUCCAGCUUGGAAAAGGAUUGGGUUAAAAGUGAAGGACGAAAUAGAAUAUGAUCCUCUCUCAGUCGUCGGCCAUCUAGACGGUGCCAAUAUUACAAAUAAACAGGCAAAGAAAAUCAAUAAGGAGAAAAGAAAGCGAGCUGAUGUGGGCCAGGAAAGUGCCAAGCGUCCCCCUAAGCGGAUUAAGCUACCAAAAGGUGAAAGGCCUGCUCCACCUGAAAGGGAUCAACUUGCAUAUUUAAGACAAUACGAUGAAGAUACAGAAGGUUGGAAAUUUAGUAAACAAAAACAAAAUUGGAUCUUGAAAAACAUUGAAAAUAUCCCUAGCGAAUAUGAAGACGCAUUGAAAAAGUAUCUAGAGGGAUUACAAGGCGCUUCUAGAGAGAGGUUAGUGGUUCAAUUAAAGACGGUGAUUGACAAAUGGAAUGAUAUCAUGCGAAAGACUGAAGCUAGUAUUGAAAAGGAGCUUGAAGGCUCAGAAAAUAGUGAAGAUAAAAGAGAGUUACUUGAGAAGACAUCUGAUCCCAAAUUGACUGAAAAUACAGAGGAAAAGCCAACUUACGAUUACGUUUUACGAUGCAGGCUCCUUAUCACUGCCCUUCUUGACAAAAAAUUUGAGCUCAUUGGAAUAGAUUCACUAAGCGAGGACAAAUCUUCUGAUACCGAGACUCUGAUUCCAGAACUUGAGCCCCAUUCAACAUCAUUAAACGACGCAGCUACUGUUGAGGAUUUAAGAGAUAAUUUGAUCAUUGAAGAAGCUGAAGUUGAAAAUAUGACAUCCUCAGAUGAAGAAACGCAAAAUAAGACACUCGAGAUUAUUGCUACAGAUGAUGCGGAAGCUGUUCCUGGUGAAUUGACGAGGAAAGAUAAAAAGAGGAAGAGAGAGAAGAAAGAAAAAAAAGAAAAGAAGAAGAAGAAGAAGCAAAAAGGAAAAGAAAAAAAAGGAGGAUAA